AUGUCGCUCUUCACCGCGCAACUUCACCCAGGGCGGGCUCUGGGCUUUCUCGUUCUCGGAGCAUCCUUGCAUGAUGUCUUGACGCGACUGAAGGCUGAGCCGCAACGGUUUCCGCAACUCGAUCUUGCCUACUCCCGCGAGCAGCCCGUUCAACAGCCCGUUACCCUGACGCUCCCUGCCAACGGCAUUCGCCUACGCUUCGAUGGUCCGGAACAGCGCCUGCGCUUGAUAGAGGUCGUCGAUUUCACAAAGAACCACGUCACGUUCAAGGACCGUGAUCUGGUCAAGCCCGCAAACUCGCAAGGGCCACCAUCCUCUCCUGUACCCGGAGAAUCCAGCUCCGGCCCAACCUUCCGACACAUCUACCACAGACUGCUUGGACCAACAUACGGCGGAGAGUACAUCCCACCAACCCCCGACGCCGCCGAUAGCCUGGGUAACUACAUACUCUCUUAUCCGGGUGUGGCCUUUACCUUCCAACUGGCCGAAUCCGCGUACUCCCCCAACAAGGACGUCGUGUCGCUUCUGUCCUCCGCUGCGAGCCAAGUAGCCACAUCCAUGGCCGUUUUUAGUGGAGAUUCAUGGGCUGAAGCACGCGAAAGUCUUUGGACAGAGGUCCUUCCGAGUAUCAAGACGGUUCCUGUACUUCCAAGGGGGAAGGACGUUGUUCCUGACGAAAUCUCGUUAGUAAAGAUUCAUGGCGGUGGCAAGCUCCAGCUGUUCCGGAAAUGGACCAACUCAUCAAUUUGGAUCAUCCUGGGAGAAACUAGCCCGCAGGAACUGAUUGCUGAGCUUGGCCCGCCCAACGCUACAUAUCGGAAGAACGACCAGAGAAUGACAAUACACAAGCUUCGGACGGCAAGCCACAGCCGCGCUCGGUCAAAUGGUGGUGAUCUCAGUCGCCCAGACGACUUGACUGAUACUGACCAGUCGUCUGCAAAUACGGGCUCAGAUGAUGACAAUGACGAGGCUGUCGAGGAAGACAUUGCUGGCAACGUUUCUGGAGAAUGUUUCUACAAUUACUUUUAUUUAGGUUUUGACGUUCUUGUCUCGACACCUUCACCGCCGUCAAGAGCGCCGCCUGCUCAGAAUGAGUCACAGGUGCCUCCUGGAAAACCCAUAAAGUCAGAAUCCCCAGACCGUCUCGUUGCUACGAAGUUGGUGCUUCAUGGCAACGUGCCCGGAUCAUACGAAUUCAACCGACAUCGCCGUUGUCGAUGGGAAGUUAGCUAUCUCGAGGACGGCCCGCAAGGGGCAACGGCAGAUUCGGAGACCAAAUUCAGUGAGAUCAAGGACAGGCUGAACGAACGGUGGAGCGGCGCAUAUCCAGACGGAGAUUCGAAGGCCCCUCAAAGAGGCAUGGUCCUUAACAGGGGAUGGGGGGAUAGCCCCGGCAGCAGCUGCGAAUUUCUUGGAGGGUGGGAGGAUAGCGGUGCCAAGAGGCUGGACGGAAGCGACGAUUCAACAACUACUCUAUUUGGAUUCCCGGGGCUCGUGUUUGAGGUGUUAAAGAACGAUCAUGUUAAUACUGUCACUGUGUUUUAG
Molecule: messenger RNA, 1545 nt
Organism: Colletotrichum truncatum
Lineage: Eukaryota; Fungi; Ascomycota; Sordariomycetes; Glomerellales; Glomerellaceae
Product: upf0183 domain containing protein
Biological process (GO): Golgi to plasma membrane protein transport
Cellular component (GO): trans-Golgi network
Source: RefSeq, a predicted model, not a curated record